GGAUUCUUCCCCAUCCCCCUCCCGCCCCGUGCCUAGGCCGCGAUCUUCCAAAGCCCCUCUGGGCGGCUCCGCUCCCGCCCACCGCCUUGCACCUUCCUUCACCCCUCCGCUCACACGCUCGCGUGCUGCGGAGUCUGACGCUGGUCAAGUCAGACCAGCCACCGUUCUGCCCUUGCGGGAGGUGGCUGGGGCAGAGGGUGUAAUGAGAGUCCACGUUCCAUUCGCCUUAUCGGAACUCUCACAUAUUUCUAAGUUACUCGGGUCAUACACGGCUAAUCCCACCAAUUUCACAAAAGAGUUUCAAUAUUUAACCCAAUCUUAUAACCUAACUUACCAUGACAUUUUUAUGAUCCUGUCUAAUAACUUGCUUCCCGAGGAGCGCAGGCGGGUUUGGGAGCAAGCGAGACUCCAUGCUGAUGAAGUCCACCAAACCUUAGCCUCCCAUCCUCCGGGGGCAGAGGCGGUGCCAGACCAGGAACCCCACUGGGAUUAUAACUGCCCUGGGGGCAUUCUGGCCAGAGACCGGUUCCUAACUUGCCUCAUGAUAGGGCUCCGCAAGGCUGCCCUUAAACCAGUAAACUAUUCUAAACUUGCAGAAAUUUUUCAGGACACUAAGGAAAAUCCUUCCGCAUUCCUUGACCGCCUUACCAAAGCCAUGUUACAGUUUACGAACAUGGAUCCAGAAUCCACUGAGGGCAGACAGCUUCUAAUGACCCAUUUCUUUAACCAGUGCUACCCGGAUAUCAAAGCCAAGCUCAGGCGUUUUGAAAAGGGUCCCCUAACCCCACAAGCACAGGCUCUGGAGGUGGCCUUCAAAGUGUACCACGCCAGGAACGACAAGGCUCGCAACCACUGCCACGUGAUAACCGCGCCUGCCCGGCCAGCAGAGGUGACAGACUCGACCCGUCCUGUUCGUGCUGCCCCCCCACCUCCCGGGGUGCGUGAGCCACCGGGCCCAUGCUUCAAGUGUGCAUCCUAACGGUGACCCAGCUACUCAAGAGCCAGACAGAUACAAUCUCCAGACAGAUGCGAUUUCUUCAAUCAGCCACUUGAUGCCAGCGGACAAAACAUCGAUAUGACAUCAUCAGGACAAUAGGACGCUCCCCGGACCCCUCGACGCCCAAAGUCAGCAGGAAGCAGUCAUGAGAGACCGGGCUACGCCCCUAUUCCCUACCCGUUAAGACC
This is a messenger RNA of Chionomys nivalis (European snow vole), 1185 nucleotides long. RefSeq lists its product as uncharacterized. The record is from RefSeq and is a predicted model, not a curated record. Lineage: Eukaryota; Metazoa; Chordata; Mammalia; Rodentia; Cricetidae. Bases 203 to 979 code for a protein of 258 amino acids. The transcript is spliced from 2 exons. Gene Ontology annotation, biological process: virion assembly.